AUCAAAUCCACGUGUUCCUCGAUAAAUUCAUAUACAUGACGCUUACUUUUCGUUGAGUACAUCUUGAGUGUUUACAGUGAUUUUUAAGUGGCCGUGCUCGUAUUACUCGUGUGGCGCGUUGCAUCGGAAUCGUGACAUAACCUUAAAAUUGUAAUUACGCGGUAGUGAUAAAACGAAUUCCGGAACGUGUCAUGGAAACGGGAUUUUUGAAUUUCCACGAUGAGGAACAUUUCUCAGAUUUUUCCUUACCUUUGGACGAGCAUAAUUUAAUGGAAAAUCCUCAAGACUUGUUAAUGCAUAUAGUAGAAAAUGAUUUUGAAUAUAUGGAAACACAUCUUGAUGCUACCAAUUCUGAUAGUAUAUGGGGAAAUGAAGAAGAGGAUGAUGCUAAUAUAGUAGAUUUGGCAGUAUCAGAUGUUAGUUCUGUUGUCAAUAAAAUGGAUAUUAAAGAAGAUUUUGCAAAAGUUCUCACUGAUUGGCAAGAACAUAUCGGAUAUUUACAGGCAUCUGAUAUGGAAGAAUACAUGGACAUUAUAGGAUUAAAUAUGACAGCAUCAGACAAAAAGAAUUUUUGUCUCGAAAAUUCAACUUCAUAUAUCACAGAAAAUGAAGUUAUACAAGAAAAAAAUAUUGAAGCUAUUGAACAUAUAUCUAAUGUUGAAGAGAAAAUCAAGGAUGAAGAAGUUGCUAAUUAUAAUACAAACGAUAAGAGUAAUAAAAAUCCUAAAACGGAAUUAAAUAUAAAAAAGAAAAAACCUCCAAAUGGAAAUAAUACUAGUUCAAGUAAAAUAACAAAAAAAAUACGCAAUAAUGCUGAAAAAAUUUCUAUAAAACAAAAGAAAAGAAAAAAGAAUACAAAAGAAAAAAUUUCAAUAAAAGUAAAACAAGAAACAGAAACUGAAGAUUGCGUUGAUAUUGAAACAGUGUCUGAUGAAAUGCCAGUUUUAGAAGCUGGAGAUGUAAAAAGUUUAUUAGAACAAUUUGAAGCAUCUGAAAAUUCUGCUAUAAAAACAAUGUGCCGUGAUAAAGUUUCAACAGAAUCAAAUCAAAGUGUGUACAUACAAUCAAGUAAUAUACACCCGUCCAUAAAAAAAACUUUAUCUGUCCUCCCAGAAAAAUCAACCGCACAAUCUUCGAAUUUACAUAAAAAUAUCCGCGAUUCACUGCCUAAAGAAGUGAUUGAUAGGAUAAAGGCGUCAGGACGAAAGCGAGUAAUUUCUGUAAUUCCUGCAAUACCAAGUACUCAAGGGGGAAUUCGUAGUAAUGGCACGCGAAUGCAAGAUGCUGCUGCUACACUAACACGAAAUAAACUUUUGAAAAUAGUAACUAAUAAUGCUAAUACCAGAACAAUUGAUGGUGGAUUAGUCCAGUUGGAUCAUGACUACUGCAGCAACUCCAACUCCACUAUUAACAAUUUGAGCAGUAAUAGUGAAUACGAAAGACAGUCUAGUGAUAGUGAAAAAACUGUAAGCAAAGACAAUAAAUCUCAACAGUUUGAUUACCAUGCUACAGUUACAAACCGAACAAUAGUUACUCAAACUAAAAAUUUUGCAAAGAGUGAAGAAUGUCGUGUUAAUAAGAAUUUCAAAAAGGACAGUGGUUUAGAAAUCGAAGAAGAAAUAAGUGACAAUAGUGAAGAACAGUUAUCAUGCAAGAGUAAACGUACGAAUGGAGUUAAAAAACAAACAAGUAAGCAGAUAAAAGAGUGUCCCAAAGAUACUCAAUUACAGGAACAAAAUUCAAAACAUUCUUCGAGCAACUUAUUGUUAGAAAAUAUACCAAAAGCUCAGAAUGCGCCCUUAAAUAAGCCAACACCUGUUUAUGAAAUGAAAAUACGCUCAGCUUUAGCUACAAGCAUUUUACAGUUAAGAAAAGAUGCAUUAAAUAAUGUAAGAUCAAUACAACCUAACAAGCAAAUGGUUUCUGUACUAAAAAAGCCACCAAACAUAGUACAGCCAAUUCUUACUACUAAUCCUAAUGAGAGUAUAGUAACUACCACUAAUAGCUCGAAUGAUGAGGUACAGAAUAUCAUAAUUCAGAAUACUCAAGAGUCUUCAAAAGAAGAAACGAAAAAGCCUCCUCGUAGAAAAUUAAAUUUAGCUGAAUACAGAAGCAGAAGAGAGCAAAAUCGGAGUGAUAGUAGCAGAACAAAUUCACCCAUUCAACCGAUGGCAUUAUUAUAUGUGCAUCAUGCGUCCACUACAACCGAACCAAUCAAAGAUAACUCUGGAAAUCUUAGUUGGUGUGAGAGAGAAAUUAUUUCAGUGUUGAAACCAAAAGCAGAUCUGGAUGAAGAAAAAGUGAAACAAAAACCGCCAACUAGCGAAAUGGGAAUUCAAACAUACGAAACAGUGUUUGAAUUUCCUACGAAAUCUUUAGUGGAUAUUGAUGAGAGAAAUGAAGAACAGAGAAACAAACGCAUAAAGGACAACAAGGAUCGGCCUUAUAGAAAACGCAAACUUACUUCUAGUUCAAGUCGAUCGAGAUCAAGAAGCAAAAGCAAAAGCAGAUCCUACACUAGGAGUAGGAGUAGAAGCAAAAGUAGAAGCAGGAGUACAAAUAGAAACAAAAAUAGAAGUCGAAGCAGAAGCAGAAAUAGAAGCAGAAGCAGAUCUUGUAGACGCAGUAAUACUCGUCGUCGAAGAAUAAGUCACCGUCGAAGUUCAGUCAGUUCAAGCACAAGUUGGACAUCUCAUUCUCGCUCAGAUACGAGAUCCACUUCCAGAUCUAGAUCGCGAUACUCGUGCUCGCGUUCUAGAUCAUCAAGAUCAAGGACAAGCUCAAGAUCCAGAUCUUCCUCUCAGUUCUCCAGUUGUUCAAGGUCUUCCACCCGUUCAAAUUUCGGAAAGAAGAAAUGGUCGAGUCGUCGAAGAAGGGGUAGUCGCGAACGCAAAAGAAGUUACGAUAGACACAGACGACGUUCUACAGACAAUUACCGCAACUACAGAGACUGGAGGAGAUCACCGCCAAAUUCUUAUCGAAGACCAUACGAUAAUUGGUAUGACAGAGAAAAGCAAAGACAACUUCAAGAAAGAAGAAUAGUCUAUGUUGGAUGCUUAGAUGAAGGAAUUACCAAAGCCGACCUACGUAGAAGAUUUGAAGCCUUUGGCCCGAUUGUAGAUACAAGUGUUCAUUUCCGUGAACAUGGCGACAAUUAUGGUUUCGUAAUAUUCGCAUAUAAAAAUGAUGCGUACGAAGCCAUAGAACAUGGAAACGAUGAUCCAACUUUACCUAGAUAUGAAUUAUGCUUUGGAGGUCGCAGAGCAUUUUGCAAAGUGAAAUAUGCAGAUCUUGAUGGCUUAGCCAGUAAUUCACUUAACGGCAGUAGCCUAUCACAAAAUAAUGAAGAUAACACAUUUGAUCUUCUUCUGAAAGAAGCGAAAGCUAAAUUACGUAAGCGAAAGGUUUGACAUAUGUACUGCUUAUUAGUUAUAAAUGUAAUUUAAAAAAAAAAAAAUAGUGCAGAUAGCAUUAUCGACAUACAAGACCAUAAUCGAAUAAAGCAGUACGUAUCUUUCGCGGGCAAAAUGUAGCAUAAAUUACAUAACUGCGAUAAAGUAUGAAA
Molecule: messenger RNA, 3565 nt
Organism: Vespula vulgaris
Lineage: Eukaryota; Metazoa; Arthropoda; Insecta; Hymenoptera; Vespidae
Product: serine/arginine repetitive matrix protein 2-like
Exons: 14
Coding region: 192-3410 (1072 amino acids)
Biological process (GO): positive regulation of transcription by RNA polymerase II
Cellular component (GO): nucleus
Molecular function (GO): RNA binding; transcription factor binding
Source: RefSeq, a predicted model, not a curated record